AAUUUGAAACUCCUUUUUAUUUAAAACGCGUUUUUUUAAUAUUUUUUGUUUUCUCCCCUUCUUCAUUUAAUACGAAAAAUGCGCUCUAUAUUUGUAGUGCUUGCUUCUGCUAUUGCAGCUUGUACAAGUGUACUUGCUCAAGGAACUGCCAACAUGAGAACCCAUUCCAUUUCCAUGCCUUAUAUUGAUGACGAACUUCAAAAUAGAUGGUUUGAUUUUGCUGGAAACACAAUUAUUAACACCAAUCAUCAAAUUCGUUUGACAUCAACAAAGCAAUCUCAACUCGGUUACUUGUGGUCUCGUUUGCCUUUAAUGGGUGACCAUUUUCAAAUAGAAGUUGAAUUUAAAGUAGAUGGUAACUCAGGCCAUCUUUAUGGUGAUGGUUUUGCUAUGUGGCUCACAAAGCAAAGAAUGACAGAAGGUCCUGUCUUUGGUUCUGUUGACAGAUUUGAAGGUCUCGGUAUAUUUUUUGAUACUUAUGAUAAUGAAAGAGCCCAUCGCCAUACAUUCCCUUAUGUAAUGGCUAUGCUUGGUGAUGGUACUCAGUCAUAUAACAAUGACAAGGAUGGUAGUGACAGUGAACUUGCUGGUUGUGAGGCUGAUUUCAGAGCAAAGGGACACCCUACUCGUGCACGUUUAACAUAUCACAAGAAGAACUACCUUCAACUGGAUUUGAUGUGGCGUACUGAAGAUGAAUGGGAUCUUUGUUUCAAGACACACGAUGUUGUUCUUCCCGAACAAAUUUACCUCGGUUUCAGUGCUCACACUGGUGAAGUGACUGAUAACCACGAUAUCAUCUCUGUUGUAACUAAAUCCAUUCCUCCUGCUGCUGUCGAAGCUGCCCCUCAAGCACCCAAGACCGUCAAGAAAUCAAGCGGCAGUGGUGUUCUUUCUGUUUUAUUUAAGAUUAUUUGUGCUGGUGGUCUUGUUGGUGUUCUUUUCGUUGGUUACCGUUUCUAUGAUCAAAGAAAUAGAAUGAAGCGCUUCUAAAAAUUGAAUUAGUAGCCAAUCACAUUUGAAAAAGUGUACAUAAAAAAAUCUCCAAUUGUCUACAAGCACCCUUCCACAAAGUUUUUUUUUUUAAUUUUUUUUUUUUUUUUU
Messenger RNA from Mucor mucedo, 1101 nucleotides. Its product is annotated as legume-like lectin family-domain-containing protein. Gene Ontology annotation, molecular function: D-mannose binding. Lineage: Eukaryota; Fungi; Mucoromycota; Mucoromycetes; Mucorales; Mucoraceae. The record is from RefSeq and is a predicted model, not a curated record. Gene Ontology annotation, cellular component: COPII-coated ER to Golgi transport vesicle; endoplasmic reticulum membrane; Golgi membrane. The transcript has 6 exons. The coding region runs from base 79 to 990 and encodes 303 amino acids. Gene Ontology annotation, biological process: endoplasmic reticulum organization; Golgi organization; endoplasmic reticulum to Golgi vesicle-mediated transport.